AUGUUCUUCCAACCUAUACCAGCUAAAGAUAAAAUCACUUUCACGAAUAGAAUAGGUAAAAAGAAAAAUGGCAUUAAAAUCAGGUUCAGAAAUGGUUUCUGUCACGACGUUUUAACAUCGGUCGAUAUUCAAGAAAUAGUGAAAGCCGGUGGACGAAUUAUUAAAAUAUUAGAUGGUAUAGUUUACGAAGAAAAUUUUAAAACUCCACCCUAUAGAGAUUAUAUUUUAAUUUUGAGAGAUCUAAGAAAUAAAUAUAAACGAGAAGAUAAUAUCGUAGGUAGUAAUUGCAUGAAAUUAUUAGGUAAUUCAUUGUAUGGUAAAUCUAUUCAAAAGGAUAUAAAUACAUCGAGACAUUUAUGGAGUGAAGUGACUUUAAAAGCCAACUUCGAUUCACACGUUAUACACUAUGAAAAAGUAAAUGAUAGUCAAUAUAUAGUUGAGAUAAAUGAAGAAGAAAAAGAAUUUGACUGUACACCUCCUAAAUCUACAUGA
Messenger RNA from Lottia gigantea (owl limpet), 492 nucleotides. RefSeq lists its product as hypothetical. The transcript has a single exon. The record is from RefSeq and is a predicted model, not a curated record. Lineage: Eukaryota; Metazoa; Mollusca; Gastropoda; Lottiidae. Gene Ontology annotation, biological process: DNA replication. Gene Ontology annotation, molecular function: DNA-directed DNA polymerase activity; DNA binding; nucleotide binding. Bases 1 to 492 code for a protein of 163 amino acids.